This is a messenger RNA of Penicillium soppii, 2691 nucleotides long. Its product is annotated as phosphatidylinositol 3-kinase VPS34. Gene Ontology annotation, cellular component: cytoplasm; endosome; peroxisome. The record is from RefSeq and is a predicted model, not a curated record. Bases 1 to 2691 code for a protein of 896 amino acids. The transcript is spliced from 2 exons. Gene Ontology annotation, molecular function: 1-phosphatidylinositol-3-kinase activity. Lineage: Eukaryota; Fungi; Ascomycota; Eurotiomycetes; Eurotiales; Aspergillaceae. Gene Ontology annotation, biological process: phosphatidylinositol-3-phosphate biosynthetic process; autophagy of peroxisome; phosphatidylinositol-mediated signaling.
AUGGAGGCCUUUACAUUUGCUGUGACCACCCAGGUGGAUCUUCCUAUUCGCAUUAAGAUUGGCUCCUUAGAGGGAAAGCAAAAACAGAUCCCAGGCAGCGUUCUCCAUGAGGACGCCGAGCUACGGCAUAUCGGCUCUGUCCAGGACCCCGCUUCCGAUCUUUAUGUGACUGUGCAGCUAUGGUCCGAAUCAAAACCUCUCGGUGUGCCCAUGAAGACCAGAUACAAACCCUUUAAGAGCGCUCGGGUAUGGAAUGAAUGGCUGCAAUUGCCUAUGUUCAUCAAGGAUGCAGAACGCAACACCCAGCUAGCCAUCACAAUUGUUGAUCUGUCUCCGCUGGCCCGUGAUCGGAUCACACACAUACCAUUUGGUGGAACUACAAUCAGUCUAUUUGACGAAGAUGGAAAGCUGAAAAUGGGCAGGCAAAAGUGCAAGGUCUAUCUUCAUAAAAAUGCGGAUGGUUCUGCUUUGACUUCUACCCCCUCAGUCCCACGGCCCAAGCGUCGCAAGCCUAACACUCGCGAUCCUUCUCAACAAUCACCAGAAGAAGCGGAAUUAGAAAGAGUCGAAGUUCUGAUUAAGAAGCAUGAAAUGGGCGAAAUACCACGUGUGGACUGGAUGGAUCAAUUGCUCUUUCGCGAGCUGGAGAAGCUGAAGCUCAACGCAGAUGCGGCCGCCGAAAAGCGAGCCCUUGAACUCGAGGCAGCCAUGCAGAAGGAUUUUGCGAAUGUGAAAGAUCCAGACGAUGAUUCCGAGGAGGAAAAGCCCGAAGAUGAAUACUUCGAACUUUACGUUGAAUUUCCACGCUUCGACCACCCAAUUGUUUGGGCCGACCACGAAUAUCCACCACCGCCUAUUUCCACAUGGUCCCUGAAUGCACCUCCUCACCCCAACUCGACACUUAAACCAGUCCCGGAGGUUCACUUUGGACCUGGAAUAGCACGCGCCGAUCCCCAUCAUGUCAUUAGAAUCUACGAUCCCGAGGUUGGCCAAAUUGGCAACCCUUGUGAGGACAAGCACCGACGUUUGAUCCGAAGCCACCGCACCGGCAUCAUGGACCGUGACCUGAAACCCAACCCAAAGAUUCGAGAUGAUCUCAACAUGAUUAUCUCCUACGAACCAACCCAGGAUCUCACUGCCGAGGAAAAGGAUCUUGUGUGGCGUUUCAGAUACCAUCUCACCCGCGAAAAGAAGGCAUUGACCAAAUUUGUCAAGUCCGUUAACUGGCGAGAUGUCGGGGAAGCGCGGCAAGCCAUUGAAAUGUUCCCCAAAUGGACAGAGAUCGACGUUGACGAUGCUUUGGAGAUCCUCGGUCCUACCUUUGACAAUGCUGCCGUUCGUUCAUAUGCCGUGGAAACGCUUCAAAAGGCAGAUGACGAGGAGCUGCUCCUGUAUCUGCUUCAGUUGGUGCAGGCCCUGAAAUACGAUGCAACCCCCGAGGGCCAUCCCGACGCGGCUCCACAAGAUUCCUCGCUUGCUCAUUUCCUUAUUUCGCGUGCAGCCAAUAAUUUCAAGCUUGGCAACUACCUCCAUUGGUAUCUUAUGGUCGAAUUUGAUGAUGCUGAUGCAGUGCAGCGUCGGCUCUUUGCGCGGGUGGAAUACUACUUCAUGCUUGAACUGGAGAGGCUCCACCCAGAGCACAGAAAGACGCUCUUGCGUCAAGGUGAAAUGGUCGUUGUGCUCUCGAAAAUUGCCAAGGAUGUCCGCUUUGCUCGUGAGAACAGAGUUGGCAAGAUUGAAAUGUUGAAAAAGUAUCUUCGGGAUCCACAAAAUGACUUGAUCAAUAUCGAUCCCCCGCUGCCGUUGCCUUUGAACCCUGAUGUUGCGGUCACUGGCUUGUUCCCGGAUGAAUCCAAUGUUUUCAAAUCUACCCUUUCGCCUCUGCUUAUCACUUUCAAGACUUCUGACGGGGAUCGCUAUCCUAUGCUGUUCAAGGUCGGUGAUGACCUUCGUCAGGAUCAAUUGGUGAUUCAAAUCAUCAUCCUGAUGGACCGUCUGCUGCAAAAGGAGAACCUUGAUCUCAAACUAACCCCUUAUCGAAUUCUUGCUACCAGCGCAACGGCCGGCGCGGUGCAAUUCGUUCCUUCGAUUUCUCUCUCUGCGGCGUCCGCCCAAUACAAGUCCAUUCUUGCCUACCUGAGAAUCAACAAUCCAGAUGAGAACGAGCCUCUUGGUGUACGCAAGGAGACAAUGGAUACAUACAUCAAAUCAUGUGCAGGAUACUGCGUCAUUACAUACCUCCUCGGCGUUGGCGAUCGUCAUCUCGAGAAUCUUCUCUUGUCACCAGACGGUCAUUUCUUCCACGCCGACUUUGGAUUCAUCCUCGGCCGUGACCCGAAGCCUUUUGCGCCUAUGAUGAAACUUUGCAAAGAGAUGGUUGAGGGCAUGGGUGGCACAUCCUCGCCUCAUUACUUGCAAUUCAAACAAUAUUGCUACACCGCUUACACCACUCUGCGCAAAUCCGCCAAUUUGAUCUUGAAUCUGUUCAGUCUGAUGGUGGAUGCCAACAUCCCCGAUAUCCGUGUGGAGCCGGACAAGGCCGUUCUGAAAGUGAAGGAGCGUUUCCAUCUCGAAAUGACCGAGGAAGAAGCUAUCCGACACUUCGAGCAACUUAUCGCGGACAGCGUCAAUGCCAUUUUUGGUGUUGUUAUCGAUCGCUUGCACGACUUCGUCCAAGGUUGGCGGGCAUAA